Molecule: messenger RNA, 798 nt
Organism: Catharus ustulatus (Swainson's thrush)
Lineage: Eukaryota; Metazoa; Chordata; Aves; Passeriformes; Turdidae
Gene: CHURC1
Product: churchill domain containing 1
Exons: 5
Coding region: 48-461 (137 amino acids)
Biological process (GO): positive regulation of DNA-templated transcription; multicellular organism development; fibroblast growth factor receptor signaling pathway
Molecular function (GO): zinc ion binding
Source: RefSeq, a predicted model, not a curated record
CCCACCGGCGCAAGUCUCGCGACAUUCGCGGGGGAGGGUGGUGCGAGAUGUGCGGCGGCUGUGUGGGCACCGAGUACCCGGAGCGGGGCACCACCUGCCUGGAGGGCGGAUCUUUCCUCCUGAACUUCGUGGGGUGCGCGCAGUGCGGCCGCCGGGACUUCGUGCUGGUCAGCAACCGGGCCGAGGGCCUGCAGGGCGAGGAGGAGAUCGUCACCUAUGACCACCUGUGCAAGAACUGCCACCACUUGAUCGCACGCCACGAGUACACCUUCAGUGUAGUGGACGACUACCAGGCUGAUUCCCACCUUCCCUGGGACAGAGCCUCAAAGGAUUCAGAGCCUCAUCCCUGUGUCCAGGACUAUGUGGAGUCCCCCCAGCACUGGAAUAUACCAUGCUGUGCCUGCUCUGCGGCCGUGCUGAGGAUUCCGUCAGCAUCCUGCCUGACGACCCUCGCCAAAUGACCCCGCUGUUCUGAUCCCCGUGCAUAUCCUGGGAUGAGCUUUCAGGAGCUCCUGGAUCCCCAGCACUGUAAUUUCUGGGGCCCACACAGUUCCUAAAAUUAUUUGCUCCUCCAAACUUCCAGCCUGGAUGCAGCAAACACCCAACACCAGAUGCUCCCAUUUAUCUGGAGCCUUUUGGCUCCAACCCUGACUGCAAGAAUGGGAUGCAGUGCCGCGGCCCGAGCCCCCUGUGUGCUGAAGACGUAAAGGGGUCCCCCAAAACAGGAUGCAAAAGGAUUCCCACCCCAUCCCACCUCAGGAGCCCUCAUAUGUGGGAUAAUAAAUGUGACAUGUGACA